Messenger RNA from Mus musculus (house mouse), 3974 nucleotides. It is a transcript of the gene Cdip1, whose product is annotated as cell death inducing Trp53 target 1. The transcript is spliced from 6 exons. The record is from RefSeq and is marked validated. NCBI's taxonomy places the organism in Eukaryota, Metazoa, Chordata, Mammalia, Rodentia, Muridae. Gene Ontology annotation, cellular component: nucleoplasm; cytoplasmic side of late endosome membrane; late endosome membrane. Bases 208 to 897 code for a protein of 229 amino acids.
GGUGCGGGGGCGGUGAGUGCUGCGAGUCCUCUGGUAGAGGGGCUCCUCGGAGCAGCGGGCCGGACCACUGCAGAUCUCUGUCCCUCUGGCCUCAGGCUUCUGGAUUUCGAGCCUCCUAGAUCUGCCUCCGCUGAAUUACUCUCACCUACUUCUGUUCUCUGCACCAGAAAUCUGAGAUCCAGGAGUAUCAGCAGGCAAAGAUGUCUAAUGAGCCACCCCCUCCUUAUCCAGGAGGUCCUACAGCCCCACUACUGGAGGAAAAAAGUGGAGCCCCACUUACCCCAGGGUCAUCCAGUGUCCUGCUUCUGUGUGGAGCAGAAGCCGAGCCUUCUUCUUUCUGCCCAUCUCUAUCCAGGCCGAACCUCACCAGCUGUGAUGCAGCCUCCACCAGGCAUGCCACUGCCUUCUGCUGACAUUGCCCCUCCACCCUAUGAGCCACCUGGCCAACCAGUGCCUCAGCCUGGCUUUGUGCCCCCCCAUAUGAAUGCAGAUGGCACCUACAUGCCUGCAGGUUUCUACCCUCCUCCAGGGCCUCACCCACCUAUGGGCUAUUAUCCACCAGGACCCUACCCACCAGGGCCCUACCCUGGCCCUGGGGGCCACACGGCCACAGUAUUGGUCCCAUCAGGGGCAGCCACCACGGUGACAGUACUGCAGGGAGAGAUCUUUGAAGGCGCACCAGUGCAGACAGUGUGUCCUCACUGCCAGCAGGCCAUCACCACCAAGAUCUCCUACGAGAUAGGCCUGAUGAACUUUGUGCUGGGUUUCUUCUGCUGCUUCAUGGGGUGUGACCUGGGCUGCUGUUUGAUCCCCUGCCUCAUCAAUGACUUCAAGGAUGUGACGCACACAUGUCCCAGCUGCAAAGCCUACAUCUGCACAUACAAGCGCUUGUGCUAACAGAGCCAGACUUGGACUCCCCUACCUAUUAGUCUGGCCCCCAUGUGCUUUGCUCCCCAUGCUCAGUGGUCACUAUCCCCUCAACUCCCCACUUAGGGUUGGAAGUUCUGCCACUGUACUCUGGAAAUCCUGUCCUCACCUUGCCCUUCCCUGAGCAUCCGACUCUUCCAGCAACAAUUCUGUUGGAUUUAAGGCCAAGGGCCAGUGGGUGGCAUGGGGUGGCACUAAUCUUGUGUGUUGCUUGGACAUUUGCAAUUCAGAAGAUAAGCUAGAGAGGCUCUUACUAGGGCCCUCAUUUCUCCUUUUCUGUAUAAGUAUAAGGUCCAGGCUGGUCCUUACUCUUCCUGGGACCAAAAGCACCCAGAGGCAUUAACAGGUCCCCAGACUAGGGCCUACACUGAGGGUAGAACCUGGAACCACAGUUGUUGCUGACCUGCUGGAAUGAAGUCAGAGUAUCAUCUAAAGUUAAGUAGACCCAAGCAAGACAGGGUCUUAAGGCCUGGGUUUAAGUGGGGCUUCUUGUCUGGGGUACCAAGAUAGGGAAAGAAAGAAAUAAUGACUGCCAGCCCUGGACCUCAGAAUUCUCAGGUAUGGAAACACUCAAGAGCUGCCUGGUAUGAAGCAAAGAGGAUCCUGGGCUAUUUAAAGCUCUGGUAACCGAGAAGAACUUGCCCCUGUUCUUACCUAGCUUCUUUGAGUCAGUCAGUGUGCAGAGCUCCUUUCUGGCCACACCUCUGUGAACCCCUAUAUUUUCUGGGACUGGAAGGAAUGAAUGCCCAUGUCCUGUCUACUUCUGUGUCUGUGCUAUGUGGGGGUGCAACUUCUGCCUGGUGGUUUGUGACAUGGCAGAUCAGAAGUGCCUCCUUGUAGGUUCAUUGGUCUCUGGAAUAAGUGCCAGCCUUUUUGCCAUAGUUGACUUGCUUCCAUAUUGGAGCUCCUCAGUAGGAACAGCUGUGGCACUGGGCUGGGGACCAGGAAGAAGUCACAAGUGGUGGGAGUAUCCUAGGGACAUGAGUCGUGCCCAGGGUAUAAACCCAAACCUGGUCAUUUCUUGAACAGUCUGUGAAUAUGCCUGUGUGGACGCUGUAUCCUGCUGCUGUCCCUCUCCUGGUCUCUCACACUGCAUGGCCUCCUAUCACUGUGAAUUGUGGCCUGGUCGCAGUUUGUAGUUUCAUUAAAUGGCCCUUUCACUCCCCUGCCCUGGGCCUCUGCUGUCUUGCCUGGCUUCCUUCUUUUCUGAGAGACAGGGUGGGACUAUAGGUAGUCUAGUGGCAGGCAGGAGCCCGGGCCUGGGAAACAACACAUUUAAGAACCCAAUUACACCAAACCAGAAUUUAUAUAUAUAGACCUGCCCUGGGGAAACCCAGCUGUUCUGGGCCAGGGCAUUGGUUUCUGCCAUUUGCAUAAUUAGAUGUCCAGGCUGCAGAACCUGAGAACUGGAGCCCCGUCUUAGCUUAGUAACUUCUUAACCUAUAGCUAUUGCUCUUUCGUCCUUAAACAAGACAGCACUACUGGACUAAGACCUGAUAGUCUGAAGAUGACACACUGAAGUCUCGGCACUCAGUUCUUGGUAAAUCAAUCUUCUGAACUGUGAAGGUGGUGGGCUCAGUCUCUUUGAGUUUCCCUGCUGUUCUACCAUUUUUUCACACAAAGACUUUUAUAGGAAUAGAUUCCUACUAAUAAAAAUGUUUAACUUCAUAUUUCUAUUUUAGACCAUGCAUUGUUUAAAUCUAAGUAUGUGCUUUUGAAAUAAGAAACCUCAAAGAUUUUGAGUUAGGAAAAAUCACAGGUCCAAGCAGAUAUUAAGGAUCUUUAUGGUAUUUAGCAUGAAUACAUGGAAAUAGAAGGUGCUAGGAAGUUGGCAAGGAGUGCCAUGAAAGAGGAUGUCCAUUUGUAUGCUGUUUCUGAGGGACUCUAUCCUAUCCCAGGAAGGAGGGAAGUGUGUGGCGUUUGUUUUUAGAGUGUUAUGGCAGGCACACCAGUCAGCUGAGACACAUCAGGCUAAUAGACUUAUUAGGGAGAUCCCGGUUAUGCAGAAUAAGCUCUUUAGACUAUCAAAAGGCCUAGAAAACUGAGCCAUCAUCAGCUGGCAUGACCCUUUCCCACAAACCCUGUGUGUAUGGGCAUCUCACUCCCAGCAUGGCAAUGACCAUUCCAAGCACUGCUAAGAAAGCAAUGUACCCAGGCCUCCUAAAUGGCAAAAUUCCUAGAGCACUGGCUGUUAAUAGAGUGACAGCCUUUAUCUGGUGUAUAUCUGGCUGGCAGAGAAAAUGCUGUUAGGCAGAGGCUCUAGUGUCUGGCUUUUAUUGGUUGCUUGUUUUCUCAAACCCAGCAUUAAAAAAAAGUCACCUGAGGUGGUAGUUUUAGGCAGAGGUGGAGAUGGGGAUAGAACAGGUCACUUGGGGUAGGAUGCAAACAACAUGACAGGUCCUUCACAUGUAGUACCAGGCCAAGAGUCCAGCUACCAAGGCCACACUGGCAGCCAGAAUGAGCUGCAGGCUAGGCUUCCUCAGCACAGCCACGGUUGUCUGGAAGGGGCAGUUGCUGCCUCCUAGUGUACCUGCAUGCAACACAACAUAAGACAUGGCAUCAAUGGAAGGCACUGAUAUACCUGCUCCAGAAAUGUUAGUUCAGGACCCACAACCUACCUUUGUCUGGCUGAGCAGCAUAAAAGGGGCAUUUACGUAUAUCUCCCUUCCCAUCAUGUACCGGGAGCCCAUCCUCCAGGGUUUCUCUUGCUAGCAUGGAGCCAGCCUGGUCCAGUUCACUGAAUAUCUGAGGAACAGAAGUCAUCAGAGGCCAUCCCUAAACUAAGAAGACUCAGAAUUUACACUCUACAGAUGACCCAUGGAGAAGCUAGAGCCCAGAUACACCUGAUGAGGACUGCAAACCAGCUGAACAUCAAACCAGAAAAGUGAACACUAUCCUGCAUGUCUUAGUGAGAGCUCAAGUGACUGCUACUAAGGACUUGAGUGCCCACAGCUAUCCUCUCCCAACACUGAGGUACUAGGGACAGAAAUGGUUUCUGUAAGAUCAGCCCUACCUGAGACUUAUAAAACCUACUUAUUCUACUUCCC